UAUUUGUAGCAAAAUAAUUUUACCACAGAAGAAGACAAGGACGAAAGAAGCGGCCUAACGCAAAAAUUGUUUUUCACUAAAUUUGUUCUUACCAUCUUUUUAAUUUAUGUUCAAGAGAACAGUUUUGUGUUAGGUGAAUUAAACUCGCUUAACAUCGCUAAUUUGCAAAUCUAUCGCUAAUUCUUCCGGUCGAGGCAUUACAGUAGUUUGCAGAGAUGUCUGAUUUACUGACAGUGUACGACGAUGACCAGGCCAACACCUUCAUUGACUGCAUGAUCUGCGAUAAAAGAAUAAGGGGCGAAACCCAUUACAAAAUCCACGUGACUACAGUACAACAUUUGAAGAAAGAGGAAGCCCUUGCUGCACAGGGAAAGAUUCCGAUACAACCUCCACUGCCGGAAUGGACAGACAUCAUCGAAUAUUUGCAAUACCUGAAGCUUGAUGAGCCCAUUAUUGGUCUCAGCUCCCUGAGACAGAUUGAAGAUCAUGUCACUGACGAUGGCAAAACUGUGUUAAAGUACAGGUGCCGAAUGUGUGCCGUUGAUAUGGACCUUUUUAGUAUGGUGGCCCAUAUCGUUGGACGCAAGCACCGACAAAAAUACUUGGAACUGAAAAGGCCAGAUUUGGUGACAUGGCAUGACAACGCGCAGAAACAACCAGGUCUCGUUGCCAGAGCCAAAGCUGCAGUAGUUGAAAAGCAGGAGGGAUGGGGAACGCCAGUGGCACUCAGGAGAGAUUUUACAAAUUACAAAGGAAGAGAUUUACAGUCCAGUGUUCAUGAGCAACCCUACUAUGGACGAGACUCUAGUAGGAAGUCACCUUUGGCUAAAGAUAUUCAUAAACAGGCAUACUUAGAAGAACAUGGGAGACCAUAUUAUACUGGCGAAAAGUACGACCAGUAUGAUAGACCUAAUCCAGAUGAUGCAAUCCGCCAGCAAUCCUAUCCCGGAGGAAACCGACAUCAAAACCCUAUGAAGAAGCUGACAUUCGAGGAAGAGCCCUAUGCAGACCAGGGUGGAAGGAGACUUCGAGAAGACUAUGAAGAAGUUGUUGCCCAAGGACAGUUCUCAAGAGGUGAUAGACAUAUGUCUAUAGAUGUCCAAGAGAACGCUUAUAAUGAAGGCCUGCCAAGAAACCGAUUUAAUGACAAAGACCUCCGAGUACAGCGCCCUGGAGAAUCAGAAUAUCAGGCAGAGCAAAUGGAAGGUAGACGAUAUGCAACUUAUGAAGAGAAAAACCCUGCCACAAAUCCCAUGCCAAUGCAUGGAAGAAGCUUUCAUGACGAGCAAAGAAGAGGGACUGUCAGAGAAAUGCACAGAGGGACUUGGGACAAAGCUAAUGAGAUGCAAGGUUACCCCCACAUGUUUGAGCCCAGAGAUCCAAGAGCAUAUUCACAGGAAGCGAUUCCAUCUAAAAAGAAAAAGAAGAGCAGAUUCUCUGAUGCAACCGCAGAGGAAAUAGCACUCGCACAUAUGAGACAUACAAAUAAAUCUACCCAAAAAGACAACCCAAGAGGAGCACAGUUCAGAGCAAAGCCUCCACCUCCGUCAUUCAAUAACCAAUUUGUGGAUCCUGGAAGUACAUCCCAUCUUGAUCCAAAACAUGAAAAUGUUCUGGACAUACUUAGUGACAUCCAGAUUGAAAAUAUGGAUGACGCCAGAUUUCUUAAAGAAAAGCUGUGCACGGUUUUGAAAGAGUUCCAAGCAAAGAAAACUGGGGGCCCAUCUUCACAAUCUGGAAUUGAUCACAGAGGGGUAAAGCAGACGGACCAACGCAGAGAUGCACAUAACGACCCAAGGGAUGAUCCAGAUGGCAUGUAUUCAGAAAACAGAGGUUUCCAAGAGAUCAGACGAUAUGAAAAUGAUCCCAGAGGUUUCCAAGAAUCCGGACAAUAUGGAGAUGACCCCCGAGAUUUUCGAGAGGUCCGACAAAGUGAGGACGACCCCAGAGGUCUUAGAGAGACCAGACGUUAUGAAGAUAAUUACAAGGGGUCAAACCAGUUUGACGGUUAUCCCAGUGGUCAAGAAGAAAGGCCGUACGCUGAUGAUCCCAGAGGAUUUCAAAAGACAAGGUUUCAAGAGAACCCUCAAGGUAAUCCAGAGAGGAGACGAUAUGAUGAUCCUAGAGAAAAGGAACAACAAUACGAAGAAUAUUCAAGAGCUUCCAGAGAAGAACCUCCAAGAAGAACUCAAGAGACAAGAUAUUACGAAGGCGAUUACAGAGGCUUUGGAAAUUUGGAUUCUGAAAGAAGACGUUCAUUUGAGCAUUUUGAAGACCGAGGCCCUGCAGGUGCUGGGAGAGGUUUUCAAGAGAGCUUUGGUAAGCCUCCUGGUAACUUCCCACCAACUUCUCUACAAGACGAAGCAAGGAUGUAUCUUGGGAGAGCACAGCAGAGGUCCCAUCAGAAUGACCGUCAACCUAGCGAGGAACUUUACGACCCGUUCCACCCAUCAUCCUCACCACCUCCAGAAGCGAGCACCUCCACCAGUCUUGACAAAAUUGCCUCAACUCUUCUGGAGCUUGUGGCUCGUAGAUAAAGUUAAAGAUGAUGAGUCGGAUACUUCAUGAUGUGAUAUAGCUUUAGCUUGACAAAGGGAUAGUUCGCCCAAAAAUUUGAUGUUCAUCUG
Megalobrama amblycephala (Wuchang bream) is the source of this 2627-nucleotide messenger RNA. RefSeq lists its product as uncharacterized. The transcript is spliced from 15 exons. Lineage: Eukaryota; Metazoa; Chordata; Actinopteri; Cypriniformes; Xenocyprididae. The record is from RefSeq and is a predicted model, not a curated record. Bases 216 to 2537 code for a protein of 773 amino acids.